GAGGAGUUUGGACCUGAAAACACUUCCAGUCCCAUUUUCCAGCCUGCACUCCCACGUGCAGCAGCAUUAGUCACACCUCGUUAAUUUUCCCAGGCCUCGUGACGGAAUCAGGUCUCGUAUAAAGGCGGCACCUGGCCACCGGCAGAGAACCGGCGAGCGCGAGACACAGGAGCAGGGACGGACAGAGUCGCGCGCCAACGAGCCCUCACAGAGAAAGAUCGAACAACCCGAAGAGACAAUGAACCCAAACCUCUGGGUCUGCUGCGCAGCUCUGCUUCUACUGCUGAGCGUGGUGGGAGCCAAGCCGGUCUCUGAGCUACAGAGUCUGAAGCAGCUGUUAGAGGAGGAGGUCAACGCGCCGUACUUCUCCUCGGAGGAGGCGGAGGCGGAGGGGAAGGAUGGACUCUCAGACAAGUCUCUGUUCGGAGCUGCAGAGGAGCAGCCGUGGGACUCCUCCGACCGCAGCAACUCGGCUCUGGCGGCCAAAGAAAACGUCCUCGCGCGUCUCUUCAAAGACCUCACGAGGACCUCCAAGCGCUCGUGGAGCCGGUACAAGAAGGGCGGGCUGAGGAGCUGCUUCGGCGUCCGGUUAGAGAGGAUCGGCUCCUUCAGCGGGCUGGGCUGCUGAAGGCGGGACGGCUCCGGGUCUCUGCACGUCCCUGUUACCGGAACCGGCACCGAGCUCCUCAGUCACAAGCGCUAAGGCGGUCCCUCCUCUCUGCUGUUCUCAGAACUCUGGUUUCCUUUUUCACAUGUGAGCUGUUCAAUAAUAAACGAUUGUAAAUGUAUUUAUUAUUUAUUAUGUUCUUGUUGGAUGACGUAGAGCUGCCUUGUAAUUGUUUGUAUUGUAGUAAAAUAAUGAUUUUGCACAA
This is a messenger RNA of Siniperca chuatsi (mandarin fish), 872 nucleotides long. RefSeq names its product natriuretic peptide A-like (gene nppal). The record is from RefSeq and is a predicted model, not a curated record. The transcript has 3 exons. Gene Ontology annotation, cellular component: extracellular region. Bases 239 to 628 code for a protein of 129 amino acids. Gene Ontology annotation, molecular function: hormone activity; hormone receptor binding. NCBI's taxonomy places the organism in Eukaryota, Metazoa, Chordata, Actinopteri, Centrarchiformes, Sinipercidae.